CGCGGAAAGCCGCGGCAGCUGCGGGCUGCAGCGGCGUGGGAGUCCGGUGCGAGUGAACCACGGCGGAGAGACGAUCUCCCCGGGACAUCAUGCGGAGUGCUGCCAAGCCCUGGAGUCCAGUUGCCAAAGCAGGCAGCCAUGGCCCUGAUCGCCCUCGGCCCCUGCCCGGGACCCCUUCGGGCAUGAAGAGUUCCAAGUCUUCAACCUCGCUGGCCUUCGAGUCCCGGCUUAGUAAGCUCAAGAGGGCCAGCAGUGAGGACAUGCUCAACAAACCCGGAAGCGCCUCCUCGGGGACGGUGCGCAUGAAGAAGACCUCGACGUCGGGGGCCAUCUCGGAGCUCACCGAGAGCCGUCUGCGGAGCAACCCAGGGACUGUUCCAACAACCAAACGGACAGGCAUUCCAGCUCCACGGGAACUCUCAGUAACUAUCUCAAGAGAGAGGUCUGUGCCACGUGGUCCCUCCAGUUCAAAGAAGGUGGGCUCCAGUCCAACUUCCUCCUGCAAUCCAACUCCUACCAAGCACCUAAGGACCACCUCUGCAAAACCUAAGCAAGAGCAUGAAGGUUCAGAGAAGGCUGUGCUUGAGUCCCAGGUUCGGGAACUUCUGGCAGAAGCCAAAACCAAAGACAGUGAAAUAAACAGGCUUCGGAGUGAACUAAAAAAAUGUAAAGAGAGGUGGGUCCUGAGCUCUGAAGACCCCUGUGCUUCAGACCCAAGUGCAGAGGGCACAUUGGUCCCCGUGGGAGACACAGAGCCUUUGAUAAGAACCCUCGAGGAGAAGAACAAGACCUUUCAGAAAGAGCUUGCUGACUUAGAGGAAGAGAACAGGGCCUUGAAAGAGAAACUGACUUACCUUGAGCAGUCACCAAACUCAGAAGGGGCAGCAAGUCACACUGGUGACAGCAGCUGCCCAACAUCCAUUACCCAAGAGUCCAGCUUCGGAAGCCCAGUUAGAAAUGAAUUGUCCAGUGAAACGGACGAGUAUAGAAGAAGCCUACACGGAAGUGCAUUGCGGACCUCAGGAUCUUCAAGCAGUGAUGUCACUAAAGCCUCUCUGUCACCGGAUGCCUCAGAUUUUGAGCAUAUCACUGCAGACACCCCAUCUCGGCCCCUGUCAGCCACUAGCAACCCUUUUAAGGGCUCCAAGUGUUCCCCUACUGGGAGCUCCCCAAACAAUGCAAGUGAGCUGUCCUUGGCAUCUCUCACCGAGAAGAUCCAGAAGAUGGAGGAAAGUCAGCACAGCACCGCGGAAGAGCUUCAGGCUACUCUGCAGGAACUGUCAGACCAGCAGCAGAUGGUGCAGGAGCUGACAGCUGAGAAUGAGAAGCUAGCGGAUGAGAAGACCAUUUUAGAGACCUCUUUCCACCAGCACCGAGAGAGGGCAGAACAGCUGAGUCAGGAAAAUGAGAAACUGAUCAAUCUUCUGCAAGAGCGAGUGAAGAAUGAGGAGCCUAGUGCCCAAGGAGGAAAAAUCCUCGAGCUGGAGCAGAAGUGCACAGAUAUUCUUGAGAAGAGCCGCUUUGAAAGAGAGAAGCUGCUCAACAUUCAGCAGCAGUUGACCUGUAGCCUACGGAAGGUUGAGGAAGAAAACCAAGGAGCGAUAGACAUGAUUAAGCACCUGAAGGAAGAAAAUGAAAAGCUGAGUGGGCUCCUAGAACACGAGCGGUGUAAUAAUAGUGUGAUGGCCAAAACUUUGGAGGAAUGUAGGGUUACCUUGGAAGACUUGAAAAUGGAGAAUGGGUCCUUGAAGGCUCAUUUGGAGGCCGAUAAGCAAGAGGCCACAGAGGCCAGCAGUACCGUGGGGCAGAUGGCAGAGAACUUUGAGGUCCAGGAAAUGCUGAAAGUGGCUCGGUCUGAGAAAGAUCAACUGCAACUGUCUUGCACGGAGCUCAGACAAGAAUUGCUAAAGGCAAAUAGUGAAAUUAAACACGUUUCCAGCCUGCUAGCUAAGAUGGAAAAAGAUUAUUCUUACCUGAAGGAGGUCUGUGAUCAUCAGGCAGAACAGCUGAGCAGAACCAGCCUGAAAUUACAAGAGAAAGCUUCAGAGAGCGACGCAGAAAUCAAAGACAUGAAAGAAACCAUUUUUGAAUUGGAAGAUCAGGUGGAACAGCAUCGAGCUGUCAAGCUGCACAAUAAUCAGCUCAUCAGUGAGCUGGAAAGCAGUGUGAUCAAGUUGGAGGAGCAGAAGUCAGACCUAGAACGGCAAUUAAAGACCCUCACAAAGCAGAUAAAGGAGGAAACUGAGGAAUGGAGGCGGUUCCAGGCAGACCUGCAGACUGCAGUGGUGGUGGCCAAUGAUAUCAAGUGUGAGGCUCAGCAGGAACUGCGUACUGUGAAGAGGAGGCUGUUGGAGGAGGAAGAGAAAAAUGCCAGGCUGCAGAAGGAGCUGGGGGACAUACAGGGACACAGCAGACCUGUGAAUGAAGAGUCAGAACCCUCAGAUGUCGAUGCUGCUGGCCGGUGGCGUGGAGUCUAUGUCAACAGGACAUCUCCAGCUCCUUCAGACUCUGCAACCACUGUAAAGUCCCUGAUCAAGUCAUUUGACCUAGGACACUCAGGUGGAACUGCACAGAAUAUUUCUGUCCACAAGACUCCCAGAAGCCCCCUGAGUGGAAUCCCAGUGAGGACUGCUCCAGCAGCUGCUGUCUCUCCAAUGCAGAGACAUUCGACUUAUGACAUGCGGCCAGCCAGCAAAGGGAUGGCUCAGCGCCUGGAUUUGCCAGACCUUCCCCUCUCAGAUCUUCUGAAGGGAAGGGCCGAGGAUCGGAAGUCGGACCCUUACCUCCGAAAGAGCCCCUCACUGGAGUCCCUGAGCAGACCCCCCUCCCUGGGCUUUGGGAACAGCAGACUACUGAGUGCGUCCACCGGGGGUCUGAAGCCAAGCAAGCUCAGUGUUGAAAGAAGAGACCCUCUGGCAGCCUUGGCCCGGGAGUAUGGUGGCUCUAAGCGUAACGCACUCCUGAAAUGGUGUCAGAAGAAGACAGAAGGUUAUGCGAACAUUGAUAUCACCAAUUUCAGCAGCAGCUGGAGCGAUGGGCUGGCCCUCUGUGCUCUGCUGCACACCUACCUGCCUGCCCACAUCCCGUACCAGGAGCUGAACAGUCAGGAGAAAAAAAGGAAUCUCUUGUUGGCAUUUGAAGCAGCUGAGAGUGUAGGCAUCAAACCCAGCCUGGAGCUCAGUGAGAUGCUGUACACCGACCGGCCUGAUUGGCAGAGUGUGAUGCAGUACGUGGCCCAGAUCUACAAGUACUUUGAGACAUAAACAGCCCCAAGCCCAGCAGCUGCCACUUGGCCUCAAGUUUGUUCUGGAAGCCCUGCUCACUGUCCACCACACCUGCUGUGCCAACCACCUAGCCGUCUGGAUUUCCAAGGAAGGCUCAAGCCAAGUGGACCAGCACUCCAUGGAGAAGCAGAGCCAGCUCCAUCAUGUCCCCAUCUCAGAUGCAAACGUGUCUGGAGCCUGUGCUCAGGAAUCGUUGCUCCCAGUGGGAAGUUUCUAGAGAGGCAGACCCCGCCUCUCACCUCUUCUGUGAGAUUCCAGAGUGUUGCCAGGCCCAUUUACUACCCACACACGGCCUACAUGCUGACAAGCAGCACUCCAGCGGGUCUUUCCUUCUCCUUCCUCCUGUACUAAAACAGCUCUGCCUUUGCUUCAUUCAAAACUCUGUCCUUGCCAACUGCCUAGCCCCCUCCCCCAAAUAAAAUAGCACCCUACAGAACAGAAAAACAAAAGCAGCUUUUGCUUCUUAGCAACCUGGAAAUGCACUGAUUAGGGAAGUAGUAUGCUCAGCUCUAGGUAACCGAGGACUGGUUGCACUGCACAGGUCUCACUGUCCCUAUUUGAUUCCUCGUGUGUGCAAAGGAGCCUGUGGGUGCCUUGCUGAAGGUCCAUGGGAAGCCAGCUGGCACACACAUUACCCACACUGCCUGAGUACAGCGCUGGUGUCUGGGUUGAUGGGCACUAUGCCCAUUCUCCACAGCACCUUCAGCCCCACUGUUUGUUUACAGUCCCACUCACACACAUCUGCCCAACACGUAGAACUCAACAGAGGUCACUCACGUGUGUGAAGCAGCCUGUGCUGGUGAGCCCAUUGCACAGUUGCACAGUUCCACAGGCUUGGAGGACAGGCUUGGUACUUGUUGGGCCUUUUACAUUUGCCUAGUGAGAGAAGCUGUUUGUCUGCAGCAGAACAAACGCACUUCCCCGAUACACUGCUGGUUCCCUAGGACGCAGCAUGGUCCCUGCCUGAGCACUCAAGCCCAGUGGCUCUAGACCCUAAAGUCUAGAGGCUCUUGUCUGUUUUUCUUAGACAAAUAAAUAUGCACUUCAUAGCAAUUGAGGGUGGCCCCCUCUCAGACAGUUGGGUGUGCGCAAACACCCAUUACUGUUCUAAGUGCCAAAUAGCCUUGUGCUGGUCCUUUGAUAAAGGACCAUGCUCACAGCAACCCCUGAGAAUGACCACCAUAGUUAUAGUGAAUCUCUGCUUAUCUGAGCCACUCUGCUGGCCCAGUCCCUAUCCUUGGAGGACCUGGGUUCUGUCCCUCCCUCCGGUCCAUCCCUCUGAGGGCGGCAGCUGGGUGCACAGCACUGAUUCUCAAUCUAACAUAGCCUGGGGGGGGCAUAGGCCCCACCUGUCUUCAGACUCCAUGUGUAGUUUUUGGCUGUGGCUCCAUCCACUUCCCCUAGGACUCCUCUAGGAACUGCAUGCCUGAUCCUUCAGCUCAGGUGAGUCAGAAUGACUGGACUGGAGCCUGCACAGUCUCACAGUUCUCCAGAGCUGAUGGACAGCCAUGCAGAGGGGCAAGACACAUCCCCCACCCCCAUGUGCUCCCCACAGGAACUCCUGAGAAACAGCUUAGGGACCACCGUCAGCUGUGAAACGAGCCCUGCUAUCUCCAGGUAGGCGUUUAGGGCUCAGACCUUCCUUUCUGAUGAAUGUGUUCCUCUGAAAGCUGGCGCUCAGGCUGUGUCGACGUAACUGAUGAAGCGCCCUGCGAGGAGAAGCGCCUCGCCACACAGCUGAGUGUUGUUUCUCCACGAGUAAUCUCUGGAGCUGUGUAGGGAGUUUAGUCUGUCUCUGGGCCUUCUCAGAGUGCUGUCUGAAAAUCUGGGAGCUCCCAGCAGAGCAGUCUGCAAGCUGGUCUCCAGACACUGUAGUUUUCUUGUAAGUGGAGGCGCUGUAGGGCCCAGCCUCUGGGAACCCAGGUCGCUGAGGACUAGCCAGCCGAAGCUGUUCAUGCCUGUAGUCUCCUUUGGCUUUCCCCUGACUGCUACAGUUCUUGCCAGGGGUGUAGAAGAGGAAUGACAUCCCUCCCAACAGAAGCAGGUACUGCUGGGGAUGGGGCGAGGCAGAGGGCAGGCAUGGCCGACAAAACCCCUGUUCUCCAUCUUGGUGUCACCCUGCUGCGUGCGGGUCUGGGAAGAGCUGUAGGGCACAAAAGUGAAUAUGGAAAACUGACCAGAUAAGACACCAGCACAGGGGGUGCCUUACAUUUUCUUUUUUGUUGUUGUUGUUGUUUUUUGUUUGGUUUUUUUGUUUGUUUGUUUGGUUGGUUUGGUAUGGGCUGGUUGUUUGUUUGCUUGUUUUGCUUUGUUUGGGGUUUGUGAAAGAAGAGCUCAUGGAGCCCAGGCUCUCCUUGAACUCCUGAUCUUCCUGCCUCUGCCUCUCAGGUACUGAGAUUAGAUACCAUGUCCAGCUUUGGUACUUUUUUUUUUUCCUGUUUGCUUUUCUUCACUACAAAAGCCUCCAUAGCCAUAAUUUUUAUUUGUUUGUUUGUUUGGUUUUGUUUUUUGUUUUUUUUUUUUUUCUUUUUUUCUUUUUUUUUUUUUCCAUCUGCCCUCAGCUAAGCACGAAAGAGAGCUGUGGAAUACAAGACCCCGAGAAGUUAAGAAGUAGGGAAGUCUGUGGUUCUUGGCACUGGGUGGUGUCUGAACUCAUGAUGGAUGGCAGUGCUGAGGCCACUGCCCACAGGGACAAUGUUCUGAGGAACAGCCCUCUCCCCAGUCCCUUCUCAGCAUCCAUGCUUGUCCUUAGCUCUCAUUUUCAUCCAGUUGCUCCUCAGCUUGUGUACACCAUCCAGAAUACAAGCUGUGCCAGGAGACGGAAACCCAUGCCCUGCCAAGCACAGAGCCACCGCCUGUGGCUUCAGCUUUUCUGGAGAUGGAGGCAGGAGAAUCAGUUGAGCCUGGGAAUUUGGAACCCAUCUGGGCAGAAGAGACCCUGAGAGGGGGUGGGGCUGUCCCAAAACAAUCAGCUUUAGCAGUAGUGAACAUCUGGCAUAUUCGCUUCCUGUUUCCUUCAAGCACCAGCCACAUGCCUGGCAGUCUGGGACCUUUUUCUCCCCUGCAACCUGUCACUGGCCUGUGGAAACAGAGCUGAGACCCUUAGGGACAAACCCACCCAUUAAAUCCAGCAGUUCCUAAGUAUUCCAGUUUGAGGUGCCCCACCACCAACACAGGUGAAACAGAGAACCCCCAGCCAUUUGAAGAGAAGUGUUUCCAGCAUCUGCUAAAGCCGCUGGAUGUCUAGGUCCUCCGACCGAGGUCGGGGUUCUGAAUCUGGAACACCCCAAGUAGCUCGCUGACUAUAACUACAUUAGUUGAAUGCACUUGAUACAUUUGUGGCCUCCUUUCCAUCAAGAGCACACUAGAUAGCACCAGGCUCUGUCCAGAUGUGACAUGCUGUCAGGGUGGACAAGGCUCCUAAUGGAAGUGUAAGUUGUGCCGCUGUGUAACACUUCUAAUAAAUAUAUUUUGUUUCU
Molecule: messenger RNA, 6763 nt
Organism: Psammomys obesus (fat sand rat)
Lineage: Eukaryota; Metazoa; Chordata; Mammalia; Rodentia; Muridae
Gene: Specc1
Product: sperm antigen with calponin homology and coiled-coil domains 1
Exons: 15
Coding region: 90-3263 (1057 amino acids)
Biological process (GO): actin cytoskeleton organization
Cellular component (GO): microtubule organizing center; filamentous actin
Molecular function (GO): protein binding
Source: RefSeq, a predicted model, not a curated record